AUGGAGAGUCUUGCUCGUUUCGCUGUGGAUGAACAUAACAAGAACGAGAAUGCACUACUCGAGUUUGCGAGAGUGGUGAAGGCGAAAACACAAGUUGUAGCAGGAGCGAUGUAUUACCUGACUGUGGAGGUUACUCAUGAGGGUGGUAAGAAGAAGCUUUACGAAGCCAAAGUGUGGGAGAAGUCAUGGUUGGAAUUCAAGGAGUUACAGUGGUUCAAGCCUGCCAUUACUCCUUCCGAACUUGACUGA
Arabis nemorensis is the source of this 249-nucleotide messenger RNA. The record is from the annotation of a GenBank genome assembly. Lineage: Eukaryota; Viridiplantae; Streptophyta; Magnoliopsida; Brassicales; Brassicaceae.